AUGUUUAAGAUAUGUGUACGCUAUCUCGGUGACCCUGGAUAUCAACAAGGUAUUGAUCAGGAACUUGAUGUUAGUCAAGCAACGGUAUCUCGGACUGUGAAUAGAGUUGUGAACAGCAUAGUUGCACAGUCGAACGAAUGGAUCAAGUUUCCAACUACCAUCCAUGAACUGAUGGAGGCCAAACGGAUAUGGCAAGGCAUGUAUACAUUUCCGACAGCAAUUGGUGUAAUUGAUUGUUCACAUAUAGGAAUCCUGAAACCAAAUCGCCUUGGAGAUGAGUAUAUCAACCGAAAAGGGAAACCUACAAGUGUUGGUGUCAGUUGGCCUGGAUCAGUGCAUGAUUCCAGAAUAUGGAAAAAUUCACAGACUAGAUCACAACUAAUAAAUAAAGCAAAUGUUGUACUACUUGGCGAUGCCGGUUAUGGUAUUGAGCCAUGCCUUAUGACUCCCUACAGAAAUCCUACUCCAGGUGCAGAAAUAUAUUAUAAAAAGCUUUUAAAACAAGAACGAGUUAUAAUUGAACGCUGUUUCAAUUCGGCGGUGUGUGAAGUCAUGAAAAAGACAAGAAACACUAUUCUUCUAAGGGACAGUGGGUAUGGUAUAAUGUCAUGUCUUAUGACUCCUUACACCGACCCCCAAGUGGAAUAUCAGAGAGUCUUUAACAGGCUGCUUACAUCGGAGCGAGUUGUGACUGAGCAUACAUUUGGGCAAAAUCCUGGUUUUGUUGGGAGCUGCCACAUAAUGCAGUUGAAACAAACGUUUGUUACACUUUCCCGUUAA
Molecule: messenger RNA, 780 nt
Organism: Acanthoscelides obtectus
Lineage: Eukaryota; Metazoa; Arthropoda; Insecta; Coleoptera; Chrysomelidae
Source: the annotation of a GenBank genome assembly